This is a messenger RNA of Psylliodes chrysocephalus, 390 nucleotides long. The record is from the annotation of a GenBank genome assembly. NCBI's taxonomy places the organism in Eukaryota, Metazoa, Arthropoda, Insecta, Coleoptera, Chrysomelidae.
AUGCUACUGGACACAUACAAAAAAACUGUUCAGGAACAGUACGAAGCAAUACCACUUCUAGAAACGUUAUGCUACAAGGAUAAAGUUAAAAAUAAAGAAGGUUUAUGCCAGGAAGAUGAAAACCAUUGUUUUAAUACCUUAAUUGCUGCUUGUCCUGACUCAAGUAAGCAUGCUAUUUGUAAAAAAGGUCGCCGUGAAAUAGUAUCUUUUCAAACCAUGGCCGAGGAAAUGUCGAUGGAAAUUACAUCAGUAAUAGAAAAUGCACUAAAUUCGGAUUUUUUAUCAAGUCUACAGAUGGAUGUAGAAUCUUUUAACUUGAAGGUUUGCUGCAAAAAAGUUUUAAAAGAGAUUUUAGAUGUUAGUACAUUCGAGGAAGCCAUUCGGUCUUAA